CUGCAUGUCGCUGUCCGCAGUGCAUCGUCCUGCGAAUAGUGCUAGUGCUCUGCGAAUAGGCUCUGCCAACCGAGUCAACACCGCAGACCGCAGCGCAGCAGCCUAAACACCCACCUGUCAACAAGACAGCUGAAAAAUAAGCGACAAAAACUGUCUGCGUCGCUGUUUGUAUCUGAAGAUUCGUUUUCCUGAAUCGCCGCUUGCUGCUUUGACGAAAUUCCGACCCUGGCUUGCUGCUGCCUUGAUGGGGGCCUCCGCGUAAAGCAACAAAGUGCACCAAGCUGCUGCUGCUGCUGUUGGGUUAUGCUACCAUGUAGAUGAAUUUCCUGGCCAAGAAGCUGCAUUUCGCCCGUAGUUACACUCAAGUUUUACGAUGUGGGCGUUUUUUGUUUUCCUUGCUGUGGGAAGGGUCUCGUCAGCCUCUAUGUGGGAUACCAAGGCUGACCCUUUUCCUGGUGCAGGGGGUUCACCAGCCUCAAACACUGCACCAUUGCGUCGACGUCCAGCUGUAGGCUCCUUGAAUGCCGCUGACGUUGAUUUGACAUUCUCAUCAUCAUGGCCAGAUCCCAGUGUCAAAUUUGGACAAGUGGCUGCAGUUACAGUUGAUGGCCAUGGACAGGUUGUUGUUUUCCACCGCGGAAGUCAUGUGUGGGGUGGAGGAACCUUUGAUGGUUACGAUAACUAUCAAAGAAAAGAAGACGGUCCAGUGAAUGAAGAUACAGUUGUUGUACUGGACCCACAGUCAGGAAAGGUUCUUAAAAGUUGGGGAAAGGGACUAUUUUAUAUGCCUCACGGGUUAACAAUUGACCAUGAAGACAAUCUAUGGGUAACGGACGUCGCCCUUCAUCAAAUAUUUAAAUUCCCUUCACUGGCUGUUUUAAAUGAGAAAGUAACAGAACCAUUGAUUGUGAAAGGAGAGCGUUUUGUCAAUGGGAAAGAUGAUACCCAUUUCUGCAAACCUAGCGCAGUAGCUGUUUUAAGGAACGGUGAUUUCUUUGUGUCUGAUGGGUACUGUAAUUCACGUAUCAUUAAAUUCAAUAAGGAAGGUGUUAGGUUGAUGACUUUAGGUAGAAGUUCAUUUUCAGGUACCCAAGGACAUAAACCUGGGCCAUACCAAUUCAACAUUCCUCAUGCUUUGACUCUUGCCGAGGAUCGCAAUUUGGUUUGUGCUGCAGAUCGUGAAAAUGGACGAGCACUAUGUUUCUAUUCUCACAAUGGAACAUUUGUUUAUGAAAUAUCACAUGAUUUAUUUGGAUCUCGGCUUUUCAGUCUUGAUUAUACUCCAACUAAAGGUGGACUAUUCUACUUGGUAAAUGGUCCUGAAUUUGACAGCGCGGGAAAGGCCGUGCAGGGCUUUGUUGUCAAUGCAAAUGACUUGAGCCUUGUUUCUACAUUUCAAGCUGGAGAUUCCCAGCUGUCAAACCCCCAUGACAUUGCUGUGUCUCCUGAUGGUGAAAGUGUGUAUGUUGUUCAGUUAGACCCUCACCGGGUCCUGAAAUUUGUCCACAAAGGUUCUGAAAACUCAGAGAAGACAAUUUCAACAAUAAGUACCAAUCAAUCUGCUUCUCCUGGUCCUAACCAGCCAUCAACCUUAGCAAUCUCAUCACAACCCACUGCUAAAUCUAUUGAAGCCACAAAUUCAUCCUCUGUACUACCAGUGGGACUUAACCUCAUGGCCAAUUCUUCAUUUGCCAAAGCUAUGACUACUCCUCUAGUAGCAGUUACUUCACUGAUGGUCAUUCUAUUUUGUGUGACAGGAAGUGGAAUUGUAUGGUACAUGCGCACAAGACGAAGAGCGUACCCUUCAAUCCCAAAUGACGGAUUCAAUUUGGGGCAGUUGUUGGCCUCACAUAGUCGACGUGGAUUUGAACAAGUCAGUACGGAAGAAAGUGACGAUGAUCGAGCGGAAAGUGAUCAGCCUGCCUGAAAGAAGAUUUUUGCAUAUUCCAAUUAAAUGUACAUAUCAAAACUAUAAAAUAUUUAUUUUCUUCUUCCAUUUCAUGUUAAACUAUGCUGUGGUAAAUGCGUCAUGUACCAAUAAAAAUACAUUUCAGUCGA
Thrips palmi is the source of this 2058-nucleotide messenger RNA. It is a transcript of the gene Pal1, whose product is annotated as peptidyl-alpha-hydroxyglycine alpha-amidating lyase 1. NCBI's taxonomy places the organism in Eukaryota, Metazoa, Arthropoda, Insecta, Thysanoptera, Thripidae. The coding region runs from base 374 to 1927 and encodes 517 amino acids. The transcript has 9 exons. Gene Ontology annotation, molecular function: protein binding; catalytic activity. The record is from RefSeq and is a predicted model, not a curated record. Gene Ontology annotation, cellular component: extracellular region; membrane. Gene Ontology annotation, biological process: peptide metabolic process.